AUGUGGUGGCCCCGUGAGUUCGACAGUCGACGCCGGCAGUCCACUGGGGGAACCGACGCUCCCUCUACGGAGGAGACGUCUCCCUCAAGUGCGGAUUUUUGUGCCCCAGCAAAUCCGUUUCCGCCCCAAUCACCGCAAGAAAGAGACCCGUUUUCAGAGAGCCCCGAGCAGGUCGCGCGGCCGACGCAGCCCGGUCUCAUGGAGGAGUCACAUGAGAAGCUGUGUGGAGAUGUCUUUCGGCCGUUUCGCUCCCAGCACCACUGGCAGUCUUCUCCGUGUUUUGGCUCUUUUGCGCUCUCCUCCGAUUUGUCUCCGCUCUACCGCCUCCGAAAUGGUCCUGCGAGUCCUCGCACGCCAAGUCUGACGCUCACGGCCUCUACCGGCGGGCGCCGUCUGAGUGUGCCUGGCAGUCUUCCCGAAGACAGUGUCCCUGCUGUCGCUUGCGAUACUGAGACCGCGGUCGUUGUGUCUCCUUUGAGUCUGCCCAGCCUUGCUGUCUACGCAGGUGGGUGUGCAGCUCUGUCGCCCAAAGCCGGCGACUCCACGACGAGGCGGUCCAUCUCCAGCGUGUCUACAGAGGCGUUUUCUCGCAACUCCAUCACGAGUUGCGCCGCGACUUCUCUCUGGACUGACUCAGGGUGUUUGACGCCUUUCGGCACGGUCUCGCCAGGCGCUCUGUCGCGCCCGCUGGGCCACCCGCCGUCGACAGGGAGUUCCGAUCAGUCGGCGAAGUCUCUGUCCACGUGUCGUUCCUGCCCCGCGUCCGUUUUCGCUUCGUACGUCAAUGAGACCGGGUGCUUUGAUGCGGGGUACGGGCUGCAGGAAGCGGAGGAAGAAGCGUCCGAGGCAGACUCCGACGAGUUGGGAAUACAGGACGGCAGCCAGGCGGGGACAAUAGCCACUGCAGGGCGUGUGCGGGCCUCCAGUCUGUCUCUCGACCCGUGCACGGAUCCAACAAGAAGCGCUCUCUUGUUUGUUCCGCCGUAUCUGAGGGAGAAAGCAUCUCAAAAAGAACGGUUGGCCCCGUGCUCACCAUCCUUCUCAGUUCACGCGGGCGCUGCUCGUCGCAGACUCCGCGACUCGCCGAGCCUCCUGGUCUGGGCUCCGCUCGCCAGCACCGAUGCAGGGGAGCGGGAGCGAAAGGCGGAAACGCGAGAACGAGGUGCGCCGCCUGCAAGCAUUCCCUCGAAGGCCGCGGAGGACCCGAAGGCGACAAAGCCGCCAACUGGAUGCCCCUCCUCGCCUGCCAGGGAAGAAGCACUCUCUCUGCGUGUGACGGAAUCGCGAGGCGAGGUGCGCACUGGUGACACGUGGAGAGUGGCGCUUCCACAGAAGACGCAAGGAGGCAAGAGAAGCUCAGGAGUCACGAAUGAGGACAUGCGGACGACCUCUUCUGACCCGUCCGCCUCGAGGGAAAUCUCACAGAUUGAAGAGAAAGCCCUGUCCGCGGUCGUGCCUCCGCUCGUUGAGAGAGCGGGAGUUGAAGCAUCGGGGGGGUGUCCCCCGGCGCAAACACAGCACGGUAGUUUGCAGCAGGACGCAGACAGGGUCAGCAAUUUGAAUGCGGUGAUAGAAACGCGACAGGGAAAUAACCAUGGGCUCUGGGCGUCUUUCCAGUUGAUUCGAAAGGUGAAGACGAUGGAAAAGGCGUCGCUCGUCCUUCCCUAG
Messenger RNA from Neospora caninum, 1668 nucleotides. RefSeq lists its product as hypothetical. The record is from RefSeq and is a predicted model, not a curated record. The transcript has a single exon. NCBI's taxonomy places the organism in Eukaryota, Apicomplexa, Conoidasida, Eucoccidiorida, Sarcocystidae. Bases 1 to 1668 code for a protein of 555 amino acids.